AGACCAUCCUGUCGCUGAUCAUCGUACUUGCCACCUGCCUCACUCCUCUCCUCUUCGCAACAUCACAAGGAGAAACGCGGUCAUGGGUAGGCCACCCAGUAACGGAAGCCCUGCCUUCCGCUUUACUCAGGCUGAGGUUGCAGAAAUGGAGGCAAUUUUGCAAGAGCAUAAUAAUGCUAUGCCAGCACGUGAUGUUCUUACUGCUCUUGCAGAGAAGUUCAGUGAAUCUCCUGAACGUAAAGGGAAGAUUACUGUGCAGAUGAAGCAAGUUUGGAACUGGUUUCAAAAUAAACGGUACGCUAUAAGGGCGAAAUCUAGUAAGGCUCCUGGAAAGUUAAGUAUUACUCCGAUGGCUCGAGAUGAUUCAACUCCAGUUAGAAAUAUGCCUCAACCAAUGGCUACUCCUAUGCCUCCUGCUUCAGUUUCAACAGGAAAAGGUGCUCCAGAAAACUCAGCAAUGGAGUUUGAAGCUAAGUCUGGAAGGGAUGGAGCAUGGUACGAUGUUGCCAACUUUCUAUCUCACAGGCAUUUGGAAACCAGUGAUCCGGAAGUUCUGGUCCGAUUUGCUGGUUUUGGACCUGAGGAAGAUGAAUGGGUUAAUGUCCGAAAAAACAUCCGGCCUCGCUCUCUGCCAUGUGAAUCAUCAGAAUGUGUAGCAGUGCUCCCUGGGGAUCUCAUACUGUGUUUUCAGGAAGGUAAGGAGCAGGCUCUUUACUUUGAUGCUCAUGUCCUGGAUGCUCAAAGGCGGAGGCAUGAUGUUAGAGGCUGUCGUUGUAGAUUUCUGGUUCGUUACGAUCAUGAUCAAUCAGAGCAGGAAAUUGUUCCACUUAGGAAGGUUUGUCGUAGGCCUGAGACCGAUUACAGGUUACAACAACUUCAUGCUAUGAAUGAGGCAACACCGGCGGACCAGCAAAAGACCGGCAUGGACUUUACGCCUGUUCAUGCUGUCAGGGUUACAAGCUCAGCUGAAACAGUGCAAAAACAGCCGAGUGCAAACAUCGCCAUGGCCCCACAAGUUUUGCAAGCUACUGUUACUUUAGCCCCACAACCUAUGAAUGUAGAUCAGAGAAAAGCUGAAGUUUCCAAUGAUAUGACUGGAGGAAACACCGUCAUACGCCCUGGCGGUGCUGCAUUUACCACCAGUGUCGUUACUAGUGGUGUUCCCCCAAGUGGAACCACAUUUACCAGCAAUGUUGUUGCUAGCAGUGUGCCCCCUGGUGUUACUGCAUUUCCCAGCAAUGUCGUUUCAAGCAGUGCUCCGGUGGUUUCGAGUCAGAAUCUGGCUGAAGGAAAAUGAUUAGAGGCAUGUUUUCUUGUCUCGUUCUCCCUUUUGAGGUCAACUUUUCAUGCGCUCGUUUUUGUUCAAACAGUUAACUUGCUGGUGAAUAUCAUCUUUCUGCGCAUGAUGCUUGUACAUGAGUUUUCUCUUGCUGCUUUAUGUGAACCCUGGAAACUGAAAUGAAGAGAAAAAUCUUACAUUUUGGCCAUCA
Messenger RNA from Prosopis cineraria, 1490 nucleotides. RefSeq names its product protein SAWADEE HOMEODOMAIN HOMOLOG 2. The record is from RefSeq and is a predicted model, not a curated record. Gene Ontology annotation, molecular function: chromatin binding; DNA binding. The transcript has 10 exons. NCBI's taxonomy places the organism in Eukaryota, Viridiplantae, Streptophyta, Magnoliopsida, Fabales, Fabaceae. Bases 83 to 1297 code for a protein of 404 amino acids.